Microcebus murinus (gray mouse lemur) is the source of this 462-nucleotide messenger RNA. RefSeq names its product cytochrome c oxidase subunit 6C-like. NCBI's taxonomy places the organism in Eukaryota, Metazoa, Chordata, Mammalia, Primates, Cheirogaleidae. The record is from RefSeq and is a predicted model, not a curated record.
UCUGUCUCAAACAAACAAACAAACAUGCAGUUAGUUCAUUUCUCCAUCAGCCAGGAGAGACUUGUUGAGGUUGGCACACUCAUCAAGGAUAGUAACUACCAUGGCUUCCAGCGCUUUGACGAAACCUCAGAUGCGUGGCCUCCUGGUCAGAUGUCUGCGGUUUCGUAUCGUCAGAGCAUUCAUUGUAUCCCUGGGGGUUGCAGCUUUGUGUAAGUUUGCUGUGGCCCAACCAAGAAAGAAAGCAUAUGCAAAUUUCUAUAGAAAUUAUGAUUCUAUGAAAGAUUGUGAGGAGAUGAGGAAGGCUGGCAUCUUUCAAAGUGCAAAGUGAUUUUGGAAUAUAAAAGAAUUUCGCUGGGUUGAUUUUCAUAGAAGUUUGUCACUGCCCUGUGUUUCUGAGCUAUGAAUGUGUGGGUCGAGGAAUAGUUUCUUUUAAUAAAUCAAUAAUUAACAAAUAAAAAAAAA